Messenger RNA from Clupea harengus (Atlantic herring), 3591 nucleotides. It is a transcript of the gene ccdc187, whose product is annotated as coiled-coil domain containing 187. NCBI's taxonomy places the organism in Eukaryota, Metazoa, Chordata, Actinopteri, Clupeiformes, Clupeidae. The record is from RefSeq and is a predicted model, not a curated record.
GUCCGUGCUGGCUUCCCAUCCGGUGUCCAAGUCUGGCGGCUUUGUUCAUUGACAAAAGUCAGGGAUACUCAAAGACAGACGUCUGAUAUUACUCUAAACGUGGAUAACAGUGGCGACGUGUGCACAACGGGAAACGUUUGUGAGUAGAGUAUUAUUUGCAUUUAAACUUAAACGUAGGCUGGCGGUGAUAGGAAUUUUGCAAGGCUGCUCUUGGAAGCGACCGAGCCCUCCAUUCCCCGGAGCUAGUUGUCGGCUGUGGGUGCAAUGAGGAUCUGAAUGCUGCCUGCUAGGACGGCCAUGGCUGAGCUGGAGAUUGAUCAGUCUAACCUGCCUCGGGUCCGGGAGGUGUGCCAGGGAUUCGCUGUUCUAGAAGAUGGGGCAUUGGCACAUAAUCUUCAAGAACAGGAGAUUGAGCAGUAUUACACUUCCAACGUGCAGAAGAACCAGCUGGUGCAGAGGGAUAUCCGUAUCGCCCGAAGGCUGCAAGAUGAGGAGAGGGACCGGCUGCAGAACCUGUCUCGCCAGCGGGAGGAGCAGGACUCUGAGUACGCACGCUUAGUCCAGGAGGAGCUGCAGAGGGGUGCCGAGGAGGCCUGCCGGAGGGAGGUGGAGGACCAGGAAAUCGCAAAGCGUAUACAGGAAGAGGAAGACGUUCACGCCAGACGAAGGGGCUCCUGCCACACGAGUGUGAACCGAGACGGCACAGCUGCUCCUGGCCUCUCAUACUCGCCCCACCCUGGUCAUGCCUGGGCACGUGAGCGAGAAAGGCCCCACCACCACUGGCGCCCUCUCCAAGGCAGCCACCCUCCCUCCUCUCCCUCCCCCUCCCCCUCCCCCUCCCCAUCUCCUCCUCCCUCUGACUCGGACCAGCAGCUCGAGCGGUACCCAGGCGACAGGCCCCCGAGGCAGAGGGCCAGGCCGUCCCCGGUGGUGGGUCCUGCGGAGGCCCCGGAGGGCUAUCCGUUCUCCGGCGGCUGGGCGGGCGCCCUGAGGCUGAUCAAGCAGGACAUGAGCGAACAGGGCUACGUCAGCUGCAGCUCCGAAGAAGAGCUGCCCGCCUCACCCCUCCGCAGGCUGGAGCGGGUGGUGCUGAGCGGGCAGCAGGGAGACGCGACGGAGCGCCACAUGCCCAACCGCAGGAGCAGCUUCAGGGGAGACGGGAGGAUGUGGGAAACGCAAGGGGGAGAGGCACGCAGGGGGUCGGGCUACAGCGACGAGCGAGGGUGGAGGACGGAGCCCAGAGGUCUCAGGCACUCGGCCAGCGUGCGCUACAGCUCCACGGGCGACUGCCAAGUGGCACGACCUCUGGAGCGUGUCAGCAGCUGGGCGUCGAGGGACAGCGGUGACCGGCGAGUGCACUUUCAAGACGACAGAAGGCACUACAACAGCUACCAUGGCAACGGCAGUCGGGUGUGCGAAGGGAGCCGGGGUGGGUUUAGGGAAAGAGGGGAUGUGGUGAGUUACUGUGGAGAUCCACGACUGGCUGGCAGUGGAAGCAGGAGCAGUCAGACGUGUUCAAGUAUAGAUGACUAUCACCAACAGCGGGUUCCACCCCUGCAAAGGAACACCUUUGCCAGGCGCUCUUACCAGGGUGACGGCAGGCAGAACCGGAGACGGUCAUUCCGGGACAUCCGGAAUGAUGACUACCACGGAAACGGAAGUUACCCGGAGGACAGGCCUAGGCAUCGGGAAAACUCCUUCUCCAACUCCCGCUGCAUCCCUGAGGAGAAUGGACGAGAGCCAGAGGUGCCAGGCCUGAGGUGUGAGCGGGCAGCCUGGGAGCGGAGGAGCUGCCGGGGCUAUGGAGGUCAGAGAGGCCACCUGAGCUCACCCAGGCAUGAGGUUCCACGGGAGAACCCAGGAGCUAGGCGCUGGCACAGUGAGCGCAGAGAGGUCAGGCAUGGGCCCAGCCAGCACUGGCAUGGCCAGGGUGAGGAUGGGUUCAGCUCAGGGGAGGUGGGCGUAUUGGAGAGGAGAGCGGACGCUCACCCCACACCUUCACAGAGACCCGCUGAUGCAGGCGUGCCAUCGAGGGCAAAGGGCGCCCCUCUAGCCAUGGGAGCCCUGCAGCAGGUGCUGCUGGAUGAGGAGUUAGCACGCCGGCUACAGGAACAGGAGGAGGAGGUCCUCGCAAGGAGCCCCAGGCCAUCAUCCCCUCCGGGAAGGCCUUACAUAGACAAGGAUUUCAGGGUUGCUCAAGUGGCCCAGGACGAGGAAAUCGCCCGUUUCAUGCAGAAACAGGAAAUCAAGACCAACCAUGGCUUAAGUGAGGCGGAUGCCCCGAGGUCGAGCUCUGACACUGGAGACUCUUGCAUGGCUGACCCCUGCAACCAGAACAGCGCAAGGCAGAGACAGAGGGAAAGACUGGACUCCCAAGGCCUGCCAUCACCUCCAGAUGACUACCCACCUGACGAACAACCACCCAGCCCAGUCGUCAUGGCAGCUCAGCAGCAACUGCCUGCCCGGAACAUCGCUGAAGAGCUGGACCCCACGUUUCUGGCCAAGAGGAAAGAAAGCCUCAGACUAGGGUCGCCAGGCACUGGUGUCUGUGAACAUCUGCCGCAGGCUCAGUCGAGCUGCUACACCGCGACAGUGGAGCCGGCCUUUGUACCGCCCACCAAACGGCCAAAUGAAAAGCUGGGCCGAGCAAAAGCCAAAGAGAAGAAGGAAAGUGCCAAGCAGAAAGAGAACUGCAAGCAGCAAUGAUCCCAGGGGGUCUCAUAAUUGUGGACACUAAUGAUGCACACUCAAGUCAAGUACAGCAUGUCCUGUACAGAGAUCAUUACACACUUCAUAUGAGUCACAGUGUGGACAUUUCCCAAUCCUGGGAAGCUAUUCAUCCCAUGUUUAUUUACAUAGUCAUGGAAUGUGACGUUGGUUUAUUAGUCAAGCAUUUUCAAGUAGGCCUGGUAACUGCGUAACAGUUUUCUGACGUGGGUUUUGGCCUUUAUCAGUUAGGCAUGAAAAAACAUGUAUCUCCAGAGGCAUCUGGCCACAAAAGGGAACGUUUACAGUUCUGGUAGAAAAGCACAUGUAAAGUGGAUAUAGAGGGCAUGUUACAUAUAGAGUUAUGUUGUGCUAUAGUCAACUGCCAUUCUCAGGAGGUCGUCCCAGGGCAUUGAAUUCAUCUGAGGACUGUUGCACUGCCAGUCAACUGUUCCAAAAGCUGUCCUUGUAUAUUUGUUUGUUGUUCAUUUUUCUUAAGUUAUUACAGGAAAUGCCAUUUACCCAUGUUCAUGUUGGCUGCACCCACAUAGUUCUCAGAUAGAUAUUCAAAACUACUGCUUAUCUAUCAAGAGGUUGUGUACAGAAAAUUGUGAGCUGCAAACAUUAGCCAAUAUCAGAUUGUGUUUUUUUUAUUUUUUAUUUUAUUAUGCUUUUUGUUUACUCAGUUAAAAUCUAUAUUUACACUAAACCAGAGCUAGUCACCAGUAUAAAAAAGGAUUUAAUGCUGAACUGUUCAUGCUGUAUCCAUUAUUGCUAAUUCUCAUGGAGGGAAAGAUUCAUUUAGUCAAAAUACACAACUGGAAUUUGUUGUAUUUUUGGUGUCAUAAAUGUGUCACACAUAAAUAAACACUAUGGUUAUGUGUA